Molecule: messenger RNA, 876 nt
Organism: Angiostrongylus costaricensis
Lineage: Eukaryota; Metazoa; Nematoda; Chromadorea; Rhabditida; Metastrongylidae
Source: the annotation of a GenBank genome assembly
AUGGUGAGCGGUGCAAGGAAAACGGUAUUUUCGCGGUACUCUUCCGACAACAGUCAGCUAAUAACAAAUCCCGAACAGAAGUUGCAAAUCGUGCAAGAAGUUCAACAUCGAGGUGAGACUGUAGCCGUGACAGGCGGAGGCGUAAACGACGCGCCCGCCCUCGCUCAUGCCAAUGUCGGUGUCGCAAUGGGAAUAUGUGGUAGCGAUAUUGCUAGGCAAACAGCUGAUAUUGUGCUUUUGGACGACAAUUUCGCAUCGAUCGUGAUGGGAAUCGAGGAAGGUCGUCUUUUGUUCGACAAUUUGAGGCUCUCGUUGGCAUACACUUUUGCACAUCUUUGGCCGGAACUCUUUCCUAUUAUGCUUACGUUUAUACUCGGUUUACCACAAGGACUAUCACCGGUGCAGAUACUAUCCAUUGAUUUGGCAUCUGAAUUACCUCCAGCAGUGUCGCUAGCAUACGAGCAACCGGAGCAGGAUAUUAUGUUAACUCGUCCACGAAGUCGGAAAACUCGUCUUCUCUCCAAAGGACUACUCGCCUACGCUUACUUCUUCGCGGGUACCGGCAUCACGAUCGGUUGUAUGGCGGCCUACUUAAGUGUAUACUGGUAUCACAAUAUCUCAUUCAACGAUCUUCUGUUUACUGCUGAACAUAACUGGAAAGUCGGUGCCGCUAAUUUCACGACCAGUGAUGGCGUGGUGUAUGACGAAAACCAGCAAUUAUUCAUCAAAGGUCAGGCGGCAGCCGCGUGGCAAAUCGUUCUCGUUAUGUCACAGGUGUUUCAUCUCUAUAAUUGCGCAACACGACGGGUUUCUGUCUUCAAACAUGGAAUCUCAAACAUUGUCUCCGUGUUUGCUGUGAUUAUCGAGGUGCGCUGA